CUCGGCAACCAAAACACCCGUCUGAUCUUCUACCGGGGCACGCGCCAAAGGUUCAACGCGAGCGCAGCAAGGAUCGGAUGGCGCGGAUCAGGGGCAUGCCCAUGCUCGCGCUGUUGGCGGCCGCCGUGGUCAUCGCGGCGGCGGCGCGCGCCGAGGCGCGGGUGCCGGACUACCACCCGUCGACGUUCACGGUGACGGGCCAAGUCCAGUGCCAGGACUGCACCAAGAACUGGAACGCCUACGCCUACAACGCCAGGCCAAUCCCCGGCAGCGUGGUGGGCAUCACGUGCAAGGACGACAGGGAGCGGCCGGUGUACUACGGCUCGGACGCGACGGACGGCCAGGGCGUAUUCAACGUCGAGGUGCCCAGCAAGGUGAACGGCUGCGACCUCACCGCGUCACGGUGCCUCGUCCGCCUCGCCUCCUCGGGCGACCCCGGCUGCGCCGUCCCCACCAACUUCAACGGCGGCACGGCCGGCGAGAAGCCGUCCCGCCUCACGCACUUCUCCCCCGACAGGGCCACCUACGCCGUCGGGCCCUACUACUACACCCUGCCGCGGUGCGACGUCAAGGACGACGCCGCCGCCUGCAGCAGCGGCUACUGAUGAUGACUACCCGCCGCUGGCCCGGUCGAUCGCCGCCGUACGUUCGUUUUCGCGGUGUAUUACGCUAGCAUUUUUCGUUUCAAGAUCUUUUGUUUUGUUUUUUUCUUCCCUUUUGAUGAGUUGAAGUCCGUUUGGAGAAGUGGAUCAAUGUGUGUUGAAUUGCUAUACUGUGUUGGUUUGCACGUAGAGCGAUCAGGAUCUCCUGUCUGUAACAUGCUCUGCUAUCUGCUACGACUGCUCAUAGUGUAUACUGGUUGGUUGCUGCUUUGUUUUGACCCGAACGCUGGUGCUCUGGCAGAACUUUGUGAA
This is a messenger RNA of Setaria italica (foxtail millet), 914 nucleotides long. Its product is annotated as pistil-specific extensin-like protein. NCBI's taxonomy places the organism in Eukaryota, Viridiplantae, Streptophyta, Magnoliopsida, Poales, Poaceae. Bases 78 to 605 code for a protein of 175 amino acids. The record is from RefSeq and is a predicted model, not a curated record. The transcript has 2 exons.